Messenger RNA from Ixodes scapularis (black-legged tick), 627 nucleotides. Its product is annotated as atherin-like. The transcript has 8 exons. The record is from RefSeq and is a predicted model, not a curated record. Lineage: Eukaryota; Metazoa; Arthropoda; Arachnida; Ixodida; Ixodidae. Bases 1 to 627 code for a protein of 208 amino acids.
AUGGAAAUCUUGCAAAUGAAACAAAAAAAAAAAAAUCUGAGGUGCGGUGUAAAAAGCCAAGUUGAAAAGGAGCUGGUGGAGUAUCUGGGUGACUCGGAGGAGGAAAAGGAGGAGGAGAACCCAGAGGUGCUGAGGUUGAGGGCCAAGCUCGACAAGCGGGCAGCAAAGAUUCGCCGCCUGAAGGCCGAGAACGAGGGCCUGCUUAAACUAAACCACGAGCUGCAGCUUGCUCUUUGCGCAAAAGUGCUUGGAAAAGCCCUUCCUGAACAAGUGCCAGGGGUCGCUGUAACAGCGGCUGUUCAAGCGGGGAUCUCCGUGCCCAUUGGAGCCUCACCUAGGCGAGUCCCAGCUCCACCUAGGCCAGUCCCAGUGGCAGACGCGGCCAAAGAUGCCCCACUUAGGUCAGCCCUAGUAGCAGCUGCGGCCAAUGGAGCUCCACCUAGGCCAGUCCCAGCCCCACCUAGCCCAGCCCCAGUGGCAGCUGUGGCCAGUGGAGUUGCAGGACUACCUGCGGGAGAUGCUGGAGGGCCCGACUGCCCACCACUUGCUGAGGUGGACGGCCUUGCUAAGAACGAGAUCGUGGAUCACACCAUCGGCCUCCAAAAUGAGGAAGAAAUGGUAAAAUAA